GGACGAGAGAGCAGUUCCACGGCGCGGUCAGGCCCAGGAACCGCCACAUCACAAACAAGAGCAAAGACGCUGUGGCACCGGGCUGGGCGGGAGCGACGGGGGACGGAGGAACAGCGCCGAUUUGUUCGCACAGGUUCGCACCGUCUGGUCCUUGCAGUCCUCUCCUCGCCUCCGCCCUCUCCCCUCCGCGGGCUCCGCUUUCCUUCUCUACGCUCCUUCAUCCUCCGUCGCCGUCGCGUCCUCCAACAUGCAGCACCGGCUGUUGUCGCUCGUCCCGACGGGCCUGCUGAGCCUCCUCCUUGCGUGGUGUCUGGUACCGCUCGCAAAGGCAGAUUAUUGGAAUAUCACAGAACCGGCUCAGGGAGUGGUUUGGGCGAACGGGCAGGCAAACCUGAUUUCCUGGGCGAAGGCGCUAGAUGAUGGGGUGUCGCAGUUCGACAUCGAGCUGCAGAGAUUGAGCACGUCGGGGCUGUCAUAUGUUGCACACCUAGUUCCAGAUUCCAUGUCCAGCAUCAAUGUCUACAUCCAAGACGUGCCCACGGGCGACGACUACUACGUCAUGUUCGUCAACUACACGCACGGCCUCCUCUACACCGCCUCCAACACCUUCACCAUCUCGGACUCCGCCGACGCCUCCGCGCCCUCGCCCGACGCGAGCGCGCCGACCGUCACCAUCUCGGGCGCGCCGAACCCCACCGCGCAGUUCGCGACGACGUUCGCGAGCGCGGGCACGCGCGCGUGGGCGGGGCUCGACGGCGCGGCGCUGCAGAUCGCCAUGAUCACGGGCGCGCUGCUCGUGAGCGUGCUCUGCGGCGCGUUCUCCGUCCUCUAGGCGCCGACCACCCACGGAGACCCACAUACACAUACACAUUCGACGCGACACACACGCUGCAUACAGGGCGCUUUCGGGUCGGGGGCGGGGUCGGGAGCACGGCGGCUGCUUUGGGGCUAGCUGUUAGGGAGGUGUACUGUACACCGGCACUGCUGUCGUAAUGUAUACCUGCGCGGGCGGGCGGGGUGGCGUCAGACCCCGCCCGCUGGCUUGUUUUCUUGUUUCGUUUCGUAUUUUUUCCCUAUUAUUUGACGGGCGUGUUCGCUUGGUUAUGGAUGGUUCGCUGACAGUGCAGUGCUAUGGCUGACGGACGCGAUGACAUGCAUGGUGUGUAAUGUGUACGCGGGUGGGUGUCUGUGGACUAGAUAAAUGCACGGAUUAGAGCUAGAGAC
Molecule: messenger RNA, 1224 nt
Organism: Rhodofomes roseus
Lineage: Eukaryota; Fungi; Basidiomycota; Agaricomycetes; Polyporales; Fomitopsidaceae
Exons: 3
Coding region: 248-832 (194 amino acids)
Source: RefSeq, a predicted model, not a curated record